CCACGUUUCAAGAUUAUCUGAAAGCCACCAUCAAACAUCCUUAAAUGGCUUUUUAUUAAGAUGUCGGAACUCGAUUAUGGUAAUAGCGAUGAUGUGCACGAAAGCUCAACAGCCAGUACAUCAAAGCAAAUACCAAACAACAACACGGUAAAGGAAGCACAUUCAUUAUUACUCAUAUGGAUACACGGAUUCAAGGGAAGCGAUAAAUCAACAUUUGCCGAUUUUCCAGAUAGGGUUUCACAUAUGGUCUCGCAAACAUAUCCAAAAUUAAACGUGAGAUCAAUCAUUUAUCCAACAUACGAAACACGUGGAUCCUUGGCAAAAGCAGUGGAACAAUUUGUAGAUUGGUUAACGACAAAGACGGUUGAAAUAGAAUGUGAACCACCAGAUGCGAAUGAUCCAAAAAGUGAACCUUUAGGCGCUGGUAGCGUAAAGAUUAUCCUUUGCGGUCAUAGUAUGGGUGGCUUGGUAGCCGUUGAUGCUGCUUUAGAGAUUGCCAAAAGUGGUGGAAUAAUGCAUGGACAUGUUUGGCCAAGGGUGUGUGGAGUGCUCGCAUUUGAUACGCCAUAUUAUGGUGUUCAUCCAUACGUCUUCAAGAAUACCGCAACAAAGAUGCAUGGUUAUUAUCAAACAGCACAAAAGCUAUCCACUCAACUUUCACCCGUAGCAGGUGCACUUGCAGGAUGGUGGGGUGGAUCACAAGCAAGCAACGCGCAAUCCUCAUCUUCCUCACGCAUCACAUCUGGCCAAGACAGCUCCCAGAAGAACAAAAGCGCAGGUUCGUUCUGGUCAUCAGCACUUCUUGCAACGGGUGCAGUGGCACUGGCUGGAGGUGCGGCAGCUGGUACAAUUUAUGGCGGUGGCUGGAAGUACUUGAAUGAUCACUUUUUAUUCGUAAGUAAUUUAUGGGACGACAAAAAUCUCAAAGCUCGACUAGAUGCAGUGAUUGAUCUGCCGCAAAUAUUCUUUCAUGCCCUUUACAAUCGUUUACCUCCGCUCAAUGAUGGCAGCCUGAUAAAUAUAACAAGUAGAAAUGUUCCCAGAACAUUCAUCAUUCUUCCGCCAGCCAAAAGUCGAGCGCUGGAUUCAUUUGAAGCGGUUGACAAUAAAACAGCUUCUGAUGAGAUUGACGCACAUACGACAAUGUUUUAUUCAACAUCUUCAUCUUAUUAUCAUUUGGGCUUACGUACGGCUGCUUUGAUCGUUCGUUGCAUCGACAAUGAGCAAAAAUACGGUGACCAAAUUCAUUCACAACAGGAAGGUGAUCAAGAGCAUGGUUCGCGUAUGCAUGAUGAUGAGGAGGCACCACCGACCGAAGCACCGCCUCCGCCUUCUGCUGAAGAACAAGCACAACAACAACAAGCCUAGAGUGGAACAAGAUGCUUUUUUUGCUUAUGCUACCCAUUUUAUGUACUCUAUUCAUCCCCUUCAAGGUUGUAUUAUAAUAUACAUUGCGAAAAACGCACGAGAAGUAAACAUUUGUACAAUACAGUAAAUUUCUUCCUUUUAUUUCAUUAUGAUCUUGCAGUCUCA
Messenger RNA from Meira miltonrushii, 1533 nucleotides. RefSeq lists its product as uncharacterized. The record is from RefSeq and is a predicted model, not a curated record. The transcript has a single exon. Bases 61 to 1368 code for a protein of 435 amino acids. Lineage: Eukaryota; Fungi; Basidiomycota; Exobasidiomycetes; Exobasidiales; Brachybasidiaceae.